This is a messenger RNA of Gossypium arboreum, 1815 nucleotides long. RefSeq names its product tetrahydroberberine oxidase-like. Lineage: Eukaryota; Viridiplantae; Streptophyta; Magnoliopsida; Malvales; Malvaceae. The record is from RefSeq and is a predicted model, not a curated record. Gene Ontology annotation, molecular function: oxidoreductase activity; FAD binding. The transcript has a single exon. The coding region runs from base 44 to 1669 and encodes 541 amino acids.
ACCAAGUGUAACACAUUCCCAUGCUCACAACCAGCUCAAGAACAUGAUGAAGUUCCCUCAGUUUUCUAUGCUUCCAUUUCUUAUGGUGGUUGUGAUGUUGUCCCUGAGUGGGACAACUUUAUCUCAUCCUCACUGGGAUUUCCUUCAUUGCCUUUCUCUUCGUUUAGCAAACUAUUCUACCAUUUCCAAGGUUAUUUAUGUGCAAAAUAAUCCCUCCUAUUCAUCUGUUUUGAAUGCUUCUAUUCACAAUACUAGGUUCUCUACACCAGCUACUCCUAAACCCUUUGCCAUUAUUACACCACUUAAAACAUCCCAUGUCCGAUCAACACUUUACUGCUCCAAGAAACAUGGGUUCCAGCUUAGGAUUCGAAGUGGUGGUCAUGAUGUUGAGGGUCUUUCUUAUGUUUCUGAAGUUCCAUUUGUCAUCCUUGAUCUGCUCAACUUUCGAGCAAUUAAAGUUGACACAAAGAAUGAAGUUGCCUGGGUUCAAUCUGGUGCAACUCUAGGUGAAUUGUAUUACGCAAUUGCUGCAAAGACUAAUACUCUCGCCUUCCCUGCUGGUAUGUGCCACACUGUGGGCGCUGGUGGGCAUUUUAGUGGGGGAGGAUAUGGCACAUUGUUCCGCAAAUACGGUCUUGCGGCUGAUAAUAUAAUUGACGCUCGAAUGAUUGAUGUUAAUGGAAGGAUUCUUGAUCGAAAAUCCAUGGGAGAAGAUGUCUUUUGGGCCAUCCGAGGAGGCGGAGGAAAUACCUUCGGGAUUGUUCUUGCUUGGAAAAUAAAGUUAGUCCCCGUUCCAGCUGUUGUAACUGUGUUUACUGUCAACAAGAACUUGGAACAAAAUGCAACCAAAAUCUUUCAUCGAUGGCAGUACAUUGCUCACAAGCUUCCUGAUGAUUUAUUUAUGAAUGUUUGGAUAACGAAGGUGAAUUCCAGUCAAGUAGGGACGAAAACAGUUCAAGCUACUUUCAGAGGGAUGUUGCUUGGUGGGGUUGAUGAGCUGAUUACAUUGAUCCAAGACAAGUUUCCAGAGCUGGGACUUGCCGAAGAGAAUUGCAACGAAAUGAGUUGGAUUGAAUCCGUUCUCUACUUCGGCGGACUUCCAUUACAAUCUGUGGAUAUUUUGCUUGAUAAAAAUGCUCUUCCAACAUUAAGUUUGAAAGCCAAAUCAGACUACGUCAAGGAACCGAUCCCCGAAAGUGGAAUCGAGGGGCUCAUGUCCAUGUUUCUUGAGGAAGAAGCUGACAAUGCUGUAGCGAUGAUACCGGCUUUCGGAGGGAAAAUGGAUGAAAUCCCAGAAAAUGAACUACCUUACCCACAUAGAGCAGGCAACUUGUUCGAAGCCACGUACAUCGUGCAAUGGACAAAAGAACAAAAUGCAGAAUCUGGAAAAUACAUAAGCUGGAGUCGAAGACUUUACAGUUUUAUGACCCCAUAUGUUUCAAAAUCUCCAAGAGAAGCAUAUGUUAAUUACAGGGAUUUGGAUCUUGGAAUUAACAACAUUAAUGACUACACAAGUUACGAACAAGCCAGCAUUUGGGGUUUUAAAUAUUUCAAGAAUAACUUCAAAAGAUUGGUGCAAGUAAAGACCAAAGUUGAUCCAAUGAAUUUCUUCAGACAUGAGCAAAGCAUUCCUCCUCUUUUGUCUCCAUGGAAAAAGAAAGGUAAUUAGGAUUGACGAGUUUAGAGUCUUUUGUUAAUCAUGAAUAAAGAUUGCGAUAGAAAGUAGUAUUAUAUUGAAAAUAAAAUAUCUUUUUUAUCACUGUAUCUGUAAUUUAAUGCAAAAUCCACUAAUUAAAUCAUAAUUUUGUUUUACAA